Messenger RNA from Megalops cyprinoides (Indo-Pacific tarpon), 1708 nucleotides. RefSeq names its product SWI/SNF-related matrix-associated actin-dependent regulator of chromatin subfamily B member 1-A-like. The record is from RefSeq and is a predicted model, not a curated record. The coding region runs from base 7 to 1128 and encodes 373 amino acids. The transcript has 9 exons. Gene Ontology annotation, molecular function: transcription coregulator activity. Gene Ontology annotation, cellular component: nucleus; nuclear chromosome. NCBI's taxonomy places the organism in Eukaryota, Metazoa, Chordata, Actinopteri, Elopiformes, Megalopidae. Gene Ontology annotation, biological process: chromatin remodeling; regulation of transcription by RNA polymerase II.
GCCAAGAUGGCUUUAAGCAAAACGUUCGGGCAGAAACCGGUAAAAUUUCAACUAGAACAGGAUGGGGAUUUUUACAUGAUCGGUUCAGAGGUCGGGAACUACCUGCGUAUGUUCCGAGGAUCCCUUUAUAAAAGGUAUCCGUCGCUUUGGAGAAGACUCGCCUCAGUCGAAGAACGGAAGAAAAUUGUAGCGUCGUCGCACGAUCAUGGUUACACAACUUUAGCCACCAGUGUGACUCUGCUGAAGGCGUCCGAAGUGGAGGAGAUCUUCGAGGGCAACGAUGAGAAGUACAAGGCUGUGUCCAUCAGUACAGAGCCCCCAGCCUACCUCAGGGAGCAGAAAGCUAAGCGGAACAGCCAGUGGGUGCCAACCCUGCCCAACAGCUCCCAUCACCUGGAUGCUGUUCCCUGCUCCACCUCCAUCAACCGCAACCGCAUGGGCCGCGACAAGAAGAGGACCUUCCCAUUAUGCUUUGAUGACCACGACCCCGCUGUGAUCCACGAGAAUGCCAGCCAGCCCGAGGUGCUGGUUCCGAUCCGCCUGGACAUGGAGAUCGACGGGCAGAAGCUCAGGGAUGCUUUCACAUGGAAUAUGAAUGAAAAGCUGAUGACCCCUGAGAUGUUUGCGGAGAUCCUGUGUGAUGACCUGGACCUGAACCCUCUGACCUUCGUCCCCGCCAUCGCCUCGGCGAUCCGGCAGCAGAUCGAGUCCUACCCGACCGACAGCAUCCUGGAUGACCAGACUGACCAGCGCGUCAUCAUCAAGCUCAACAUCCACGUGGGCAACAUCUCGCUGGUGGACCAGUUUGAGUGGGACAUGUCGGAGAAGGAGAACUCGCCGGAGACGUUCGCUCUCAAGCUGUGCUCCGAGCUGGGCCUGGGGGGCGAGUUUGUGACCACCAUCGCCUACAGCAUCCGCGGGCAGCUCAGCUGGCACCAGAGGACCUACGCCUUCAGUGAGAACCCCCUGCCCACUGUGGAGAUUGCCAUCCGAAACACAGGUGAUGCCGACCAGUGGUGCCCCCUGCUGGAGACUCUGACAGAUGCAGAGAUGGAGAAGAAAAUUCGGGACCAGGACAGGAAUACCAGGCGCAUGAGGCGACUAGCAAAUACAGCCCCGGCCUGGUAAAAAAAAAAAAAAAAAAAGAAAUAAAAAUGUAUAUAAAUGCCGGUGCCAGCAAUAAAGCUUCUAAGACCUCCAGAGGGAGUGCUCUGCAAACAUGGUGUACUGAAACAAGAGGGAAAGAGACAUUCCACUGGCCUGGCCUUCCUCACUUCACCCUGUGAAACCUCACCGUUCCUAUAACCCGCUCUCUGUUUAAACACUGAUCCAGUAUCAGCCAGACCCAAUCCCAGCUCUCCUCCUAUCUAUUUUUCUGCAGAAAGUUUAAACUGAUCCCAGUUCAGGGCUUUCUAGCAGAUGACGCAUGAUCGUGGCGAUAGACAGGCUUCCCAUGCACUGUUCACAGAUCAGUUGCCUCUUGUCAUCAACACCCAACACACCACCCAACACCAAUGGACCUCACCCUGCAAGAACACAAAGCCAGGAAGCUCUCCUGGAACAUUAACUGAUGCUCUUUGCUUUGUUUUGUCGGAUUGUUUAUUUUGUAUAGGUGCUGAGUGCACUUGUUAGAAACGCAGUUACUCUUUUUUGUUUUUUUUGUUUUUUUAAAUAAAGUCUGUACGUCAGUAUUUAUUUUGACUUCCUC